Messenger RNA from Morchella sextelata, 3399 nucleotides. RefSeq lists its product as uncharacterized. The record is from RefSeq and is a predicted model, not a curated record. The coding region runs from base 1 to 3399 and encodes 1132 amino acids. The transcript has 3 exons. Lineage: Eukaryota; Fungi; Ascomycota; Pezizomycetes; Pezizales; Morchellaceae.
AUGGCUCCCCCAUCUCCUCAAUUCUCUGCUUAUCCAGAGGAUGAAAUUCUCUCUUCUUCUCCUCCCCGUCUCACAAUUUCUGAUCAAUUCCCAUCCGCUUCUUCCCCAAGCUUUAGAGAUUCAUCUUUGAAAGAUUCUCCCACUGCUGCAGGAAUCUCAGCAGACACUAUUCCUGCUACUGUUAUGGACAGCUCUCUAGUUCGACUUCCUAGGAUGCGUGCCCCUCCAGUUACUGCUCAGGAAACUCCUGUUAGACCAUCAACCUCUGAAUCUAAUGAUGAGGAUGGGUUUAGCAUCAUUACACCUGAUCAAUACAGUGGAUAUGUUGAUGAUGGCUCUGGCUAUAUGACUAGGAGCUUGAUGGACAUCGUUGAGGACUCAUUCAGACCAUCACUCGACGGUCAUCGAUACUCCCCCGAAGCCUCGGAGUUUGAGACCGAUCAGCAAGAUAAUGAAGAUGACAAAGCUCUUCUUUCCUCAUCGAUUCUGAGCCAAAUUAGUGAUCUCACUGCCUCUGAUAUCAAUGCUUCUUUUUUUAUUGCUCCUAUCGACGAUGAUGAUGAUGCUGCACCGUCAAUUCCGCAAACUCAUCCUCUCGGAGAUGACUUUUGGGAGAAUUUUAGAAGGAGUGCUCAGCUUGUGCCUGUGCUGGAUUAUGCUCCGCUGGAUCAGAUCGAAGAGGAUUCCUGUGAGGGCUUCAGAAGCAGUUCUGUGCUUGAGCAUGCUCUUCAGCGUUCUCCACCACCAGAGCGGGUUGGAGAGGAGUAUGGCGAGGCUAGUACCAUUAUUCAGACUACGGUACCUGAUACUAAAGAGGAUACUGCUUCAGUGGCUGCUGUUGAUGGUAGUGGUGAGCAUAAGUCGAGGGCUGCUACUGUUGAAUAUGCAUCCGAAUCUGAGUCUGAAUCUGGGUCGGCUUCUCAUGCUCAUUCCGAGUUUGAGGAUCAAUCUAUUCCAGAAAUUCAAAAAACCGAUAAUUCCACUCAGUCAAAAGAAACGCCAUCUCUUCCACCUCAUUUGAGGAUGAACGUUGGACAACCCUCUGCACGCCCCACUUCUGAGUCGGGGGAGUCCAGCGUGAGUUCCAAGUCAGCUGGAAGCACCAGUGAAAUUGACAGAGAAGCCUCAAUCAGGGAACUGAUUGAGUCCAUCUAUAUCGAUGAGAUUGCUCUACUCGCAACCGUUUUAUAUUCCGUGUACACGGAAAUCCCUGAACACCGCGUGGAUUGUUCCGUAGACCCAAACCCCAGAAUCGGCUCGAAAAACUUGUUAUAUACAGUCAAGUUGUCCAGCAAUGCGCGCGUUGGUGAAAUUAGACCAGCCAAAUGGCUUGUACGGAUCCCUCUUUCUGCUCGCAAUUUCAGUGCGUCAGACAGAUAUUGGCUCGAGUCUGAUAUUAAGGCAAUGACCUUCAUCAAAGAGAAGACGGAUAUUCCAGUUCCGUGCAUUUUUUCGUAUGACUUGUACGAAGAUAAUUGUCUCGGCGUGCCUUUUAUCUUGAUGAGCUGUAUGAAGGGCGGAAAAGUCGAUGACCUGUGGGGCGUCUGGAACGACGAGCAAAAAAUGCGUUGUCUUUCUCAAUGCGCUGAGCAUAUGAGCAAGUUGAGCAGAUUUCCCUUUGAUAAAAUUGGGGUUAUCGCUGUCGACUACGUGCAAGAAAAGCUUAUCAUCAAUGGUAAACCGCAUCAACUCACUGGUGGAGGCGCCGUCAUCAGUGGACCAUUUACCUCCACGAAAGCUUACCUAGACGACAUCUGGGUGAGAGAGAUCAAGAAGGUGCGAGGCAGCACCGAGACUGAGGAGGUCAAGGCCAGAAAUCUUCUUCUUUUACUGAAACUCCUAACUGGAGCCCUUGUCGAGCCUGUCAGAGAGAAGUUUUAUCUUUCUCCACCUGAGCUUGGAGGUGGAAAUGUUCUUGUGGACUUUGAAGGAAACGUCACUGGGUUCGUCGGUUGGGAGCAAAUCGGCAUUCUUCCCAAGGACAUGGGCUAUGCUAGGUAUCCAGAAUGGAUUACCGAAGAUUGGGUCCCUCCGAUGAAAAAUAAACCUGUUUCGAGUGAAUCCCUCAAUAAUUCAAGACGUUUCAGGCCGGCAGAAGCUUCUUCGACCAAUGGAAAGGCAUCUCAGGUUGUUACCGGGGGGAAUCUUGAUCAGCUUCGCAACUUUGUCUACCUUGAGUAUGAAGACCCUCCGGCUUAUUUCUCAGGCAAGCAAAACUAUUCAUCGGAGGAGGUCGGCGAUGGCGCUGCUGAUCUUAGAGAUGAAUCAGCUACGGAAGCCACUGAUGAUAAAGCCAUCCAUGAUCUGAUUGGCGAAGGGGCUGGUCCAUCUGAGGUUUCUGGUCCAUCUAUGGAGACUGCUCAGAAAUUAGAAAAGCCAAAUAAAAUGCCUAAUUAUACUAGUGUCGAAUGUAACGGUACUCCCCACGAGUAUGAAAAGUGGAAGUAUAGGAAGACGGAGAACGGGGGUAGCAGAUGUUAUGGAGGCAUGAGAUACCGUAAUAAGCGUGGAUACACAACACGUCAGCAUAAUCGCAAUCGUAAAAGUUUCGACGAAGCCGCCGAGCUACAAAAGGCUACAACCAGUGAAGAGAAAGCCAAGGUUCACACACUAUCUCAGUGGAACUCAUUGUCUGACCAACUCAAAAGGAAGGAUAUUCAGCAGAGAGAGGAGAGGAAGAGAGAAUGGUACUCGAAAAAAGAGUCGGAAAAAAAAGCGGCAAUCGAGCAGGCUAGUGCCAUACCACCGAUGGUUGAAACCUUUAAGAAGGUUGUCGUAGGCCCAGGCCAGACGAGGAAACUCGUUGAAGUUACCAGGACUUACAGGGGCGAGCAGGCCGAGACCUUUUCCGACGAGAUGGCCCGCUACCGGACCAUGUAUGAUGACUUUUUCUUGGAACUAUCCCUUGAAGAUUCACAAGCUACAAGAUCGUCACUCGUAUCCACAGCUCUUUAUGUAGCCCUGAAAAAUGAUGCUGUUAGGUCACAUAUCGUCCCUAAGUUGGCCAAGGAGGUCUUUGGAAACAGCGUUGGUCCCAAUAUCUUGACUAUGGUCGGAAACGGCCCAUGGGCACAAAAGCUACUGGCAAAACUCGAUGACCACAGCUUCGCCAGCGGAAACUCCGAACCUGAGGAUACGAAGCUGCAAGAGGGAAAGACAAUUUAUAUCUACUGCCUUGAGCUGGUAGCAAUCUUUACAAUUGUAGCAAUUUCUUCCGUGGCCUGUUGGUGGCUUGGUUUGAAUAACCUCAACCCCGACAAGCUUACUGAAUUGGAAAAAAUACUUAUUUUUAUGUCCGCUUUUUUUUUCGUAACGACCGCAUUCCUCUCCUACUGGCUACUCUCUGCGGAAUCGAGGAGGGAUUACGAAGAAGAAGAAGAAGAAGAAGAAGAAGAAUAG